This is a messenger RNA of Onychomys torridus (southern grasshopper mouse), 627 nucleotides long. Its product is annotated as cytochrome c oxidase subunit 7B, mitochondrial. Gene Ontology annotation, biological process: mitochondrial electron transport, cytochrome c to oxygen. The record is from RefSeq and is a predicted model, not a curated record. The transcript is spliced from 3 exons. Bases 313 to 555 code for a protein of 80 amino acids. NCBI's taxonomy places the organism in Eukaryota, Metazoa, Chordata, Mammalia, Rodentia, Cricetidae.
ACCUCUGAGCCAUUUCUCAGCCCCUGGUGAACAUAAUCUUUUUCAGAUGUUGUUUGAUAACUGUAGUCUGUUUUCCAUCUUUGCCAAUAUUGCUGAUAAAUUGUUAUUGUCUCUUUCAAUGAUCAUUUAUGUUGUUUCCUUGUGCAGUAUGCAGUACACAGUACUAUGCAGUAGGCGGAGCUCUCAUUUAUCAAAAGACAGAAACAUUGUUAUUGAUUGAUAAGAUUCCUUUCUCUAAUUUUGAAGCUGCCAUCCAGGUCUCUGGAAAUAGACCCAUUGCUGCAAUCAGUAGUAAUCGUUUCACACAUCAUUAUGUUUCCCUUGGCCCGAUCCGCACUAAACCGUUUGAAGACUCAAAGCAUUCGACAAGUUGUGGCAAGACAGGGCCACAAAAAGACCUCAUCGGAUUUUCAUGACAAAUAUGGCAAUAUGAUGCUAAUUAGUGGAUCCACUUUCUGUUUUCUUGGAUUUAUAAUUUAUAUCACACAGAUGGGGGUAGAAUGGAAUCUGUCUCCCGUUGGCAGAGUUACCCCAAAAGAGUGGAAGAAUAAGUAAUUAUCUCAGAUACCAUAAUACACCUUGUCUCAAAACAAACUUGUCAUGGAAAUGUUCUGUUAAUUAAAUAUA